This is a messenger RNA of Puccinia graminis f. sp. tritici CRL 75-36-700-3, 3183 nucleotides long. RefSeq lists its product as uncharacterized. The coding region runs from base 1 to 3183 and encodes 1060 amino acids. Lineage: Eukaryota; Fungi; Basidiomycota; Pucciniomycetes; Pucciniales; Pucciniaceae. The transcript has 2 exons. The record is from RefSeq and is a predicted model, not a curated record.
AUGUCUCAGGAUACUAGAUUUAACAACAACACUUACCCUGGCCAGGAAUCCACCAGCAACAAUGUCCCACCCUCAACUUCCAGCCUUGGACAGACCAUCUCUCAUUCUACUUCCAGAUCAAACAAUAUUUACAACAAUCAGCAAUCAGCCCAUUCAUUCACCAGAAAUCCAGACACUCACUUCCUAGACAAGGAGCCAGUUUUACCCAGGUACAAAGGAACCAGCACUAGAUCAGUCAAAAUCAAGCCCAUGGAUAAGGAACUUUUCUUUGAUGGAACCAACAUGCCUGUGGAAAAAUUUAUCAAGAGGUAUGAGAAUGCUGGGUUAGCUGAUGAUGCUUCUGCUCAAGAUUUGGCCAGACAAAUUAUAUCUUUUAUCCAUGGAAAUGACCUCAAGGAUGAAGUGGAAGAAAUGACUGGCCAUGAGGACUCAGACUGGGAACUUUUGAAGGCACAACUACUCAACAGGUUUGGAUCCUCUCUUCCUUUGGUCAAAUACUCUAGGCAGGACUUGAAGAAAUUGGUCAACAAUGCAAUCCAAGCUGGAGGAAUCAAGACUCUGGAGGAAUUCAAGAAUUUCAGGACCAAAUUUGAAUCAGUUACCACAUAUCUCUUCAGGAUGGGAUACUCUAAUAGCUUGGAGGAAUUCAGGGAACUCUUACUGGAAUCUCUCAACUCUGACUUGGAAACCUCAGUUACUAGGGAACUCAUUAGGGACAACAAGAUGCUCUCUUCCAUGGAUGGUGGGGAUAUUCUUCCAGAUACUCAAAUUCUGUUGACCUACAUACACAGGGAGGUUCAGUCAGCAUCAGUUAUGGACAGAAGAAAACUGCACAGGAUGGAACCUACUAAGAACUUGGACAACUCAACCUAUACCACCAAGAAUCUUCCCCAAGGCCCCAAUGUAACCACUCCAGCCAGUUCCCACGAAUUGGAACAAAAGCUUGAAGAAAUUACCAGAAAAUUUGAAGCUCAUUACUCUGGAAAAAUCAACUCAACUCAUCCUUCUGGACCAGCUCCUUCUCAGUCAUCUUCACCAGCUCCUAGAAAAUCAGAAUUCAAAUGUUAUUAUUGCUUUCUCAAAGGCCAUGGCACCAGAAAAUGCAACUCAGUACUUUAUGAUGAAUCCAUUGGGGCAGUAACCAGGGAUGGAAAAUUAUUCAAGCUUCCAGACAGCACCACAAUUCCAUGGGACACUAACAGGCCAAUCAAGCAGGUGGUGGACCAAUAUUCCAGGGAUUCAGUCCAGUUAUUUUCUUCUUUUGGCCAGCUGGUGGAACUUUCUCCAGAGGAACUCAGAAUUUACAAAGCAGGCCUACAACAAAAGAACCUACCAGCCCAGGAAGAGGAAGGAAUUUCAGCUAUAGAAACAUGGACCACUCAGGAAGACGAAAAUCCCAUGGAAACAGGAAAAUCAGACUUACUCAACAUGGCCAGCUCUAGUUUCAACUCUUCUUCACCAGACCACAGCCCUUCCUCCAAUUUUCCCACUCUUCAUCCCUCUACUUCUCAAGGCAUGGAAAAAUCCCAGUACUCUGGAAUUCAGCACCUUCAACUUUCCCCCACAGAAGAACCUCUCAGGAAGUCUUCAUUUUAUACUACUUUAGCCACAGAAGACUCUGGAUCAGUAAAAGAAAUAAACCACAAGCUCGCAGUCAAUCAGGAAAACUUUCUUAGUUAUGGAGGAUUACAUACCUUGGAUUCUAAAUUACCAGAAGACUUGAAGAAUUCUCCCAACAUGGCCUUACCAUCAGAAGAUAACAAUGCAGCCAUUCUUGGACAAGUUGGAGAUAAAAUCAAAAUAACUACUCACUAUUUUAGCCCUCCUUGGCACAAGCAACUCAUUUCUCAAGAAUCAGCUCACCAGGAUCUUUUGAAAAAAGGCCCCAUGGAAAAUUUCAUCCCAGCUGAUUUGGCCUCCACACAUGGACUAAACUCAAAUCUUAUUCAAGGGACUAAGUUUUUAACUGAAGAGUUGGGCACCCUGGAAGGAAUGCUUGAAAUUUCUAGAAAGGAAAAUCACAAGAACAGAAUUCAAAAUUUAUCAGUCAACUUGGGUAGUAGAGGCCAAAACCUGAGGGGAUCAACUUUACCUUCCAGCAUAACCACCAAAAAUUCCACAGGCCAGAUCCAACUUUCCAACCUUCCUCAGCUUCCUUGUUUUUCCCAGCUGAUGAGGCCAUCAGCCAAGUUGGGGGAGGAAUCCACGGUCAAAGCCCUGGGAUUCAAUUUUUUUUGUCUUUGCAAAUCAGUUUUUGAAUCAGUUUCUAGUCAGGAUUGUGUCGAUGCAACUUUUCUACCUUGUUUUCAUCCAAUCGGCGACGGCCAUAUUCAGCAAAAUGCCGGUUACAACUUCGGUAUUGGAUGUGUUAUACCUAGAGAGGAUAAAGCCAUCGAUGUACUUAGAAAACCAUUAUACGGUUCAAAUCGGAGGAUUGCUUGGUUCGUGCAACGAUACAAUAUGGUUUCUUUAAAUCCUUUUCACAAAUCGCUUGCAGAAAACUCAAAGGAUCUAGCUUGGGUAUCGGGUGGGACAUGCUGUGAAACCCUGUGGUUUCAGAACGAAAGGAAUGAAGUCAAUAUCUCAGCGGUCAUCAUCGUCAAAAUGAAGGCCAGCGAGGCAGUUGGAGUAGCUUACUACAUUCUUAAACACAAGGUAGAUCAGUUCGCGCCGGGACAAAAGAUUUUGCCUUGUCUCCUGUCAAUCGGCAAUGGUCGUGUUCAGUACAACCUCGGCAUUGGAUAUGGGAAACCUAGAGAAGAAGAGACCAUCGAUAUGGCUAGUGCACAUGUCUACUGCUUCAACCAGGAGGAAGGACAAAUCGCGACUACUCAGCGAUGGAAGAUAGGUUUUUUUGGAAAAUUCUCAAGGACUAUUUGUUGUAGGGAGUUAGCCGGAAGGAGCGAAGUCCAGAGGAGUAAAUCGGAAGGAGCCGUUUUGGAAGCGAAGCAGUGGAAAAUGAUACAGAUUGCUAGCAUCAGGCACUCCAACUUAAGAAGACAUCAACAGGAUCGCUUGGAUCUCUUUACCAACAUCACCAUCAUGCUCGCUCUUUACCCCUUGAUUUCCCCUUUUCCGGGGUAUCGUUGUUGCACGGAUCCGCAUGACUUCGGAACUGUUUAUGGGAGGAGGGCUACCAGCAGCAACCAUAGCUCCUCAGCAAGGAAAGAUCAGACCCAUUAG